Messenger RNA from Nothoprocta perdicaria, 742 nucleotides. RefSeq names its product amino-terminal enhancer of split (gene TLE5). Bases 1 to 681 code for a protein of 226 amino acids. The transcript has 7 exons. Gene Ontology annotation, cellular component: nucleus; transcription regulator complex. NCBI's taxonomy places the organism in Eukaryota, Metazoa, Chordata, Aves, Tinamiformes, Tinamidae. Gene Ontology annotation, molecular function: protein binding; transcription corepressor activity. The record is from RefSeq and is a predicted model, not a curated record. Gene Ontology annotation, biological process: negative regulation of canonical Wnt signaling pathway; regulation of DNA-templated transcription.
AUGCUGGAGGCGCUGGCCGCGCUCUCCCGGGAACRCCUGCUGCUCCAGGUUGUUGUGUGCAGCCCCAGCUCCAUCUGGGCUGCAAGAAUCGCCCUUGGCGUGAGGGAAGCAGCUGGCUCCUCUCACCUGCCGCAGCAGCUCAAGUUCACAACCUCGGACUCCUGCGACCGCAUCAAGGAUGAGUUCCAGCUCCUGCAGGCCCAGUAUCACAGCUUGAAGUUGGAAUGUGACAAACUGGCGAGCGAGAAGUCGGAGAUGCAGCGUCACUACGUCAUGUAUUACGAGAUGUCCUACGGGCUGAACAUCGAGAUGCACAAACAGGCUGAAAUUGUGAAGAGGUUAAAUGGGAUUUGUGCUCAGGUCCUGCCCUACCUUUCACAAGAGCAUCAGCAGCAAGUCCUGGGAGCCAUCGAACGAGCCAAGCAGGUGACGGCGCCGGAGCUGAACUCCAUCAUCCGCCAGCAGCUUCAAGCGCACCAGCUCUCGCAGCUCCAAGCCCUCGCUCUGCCGCUGACGCCGCUGCCCGUGGGGCUGCAGCCGCCGGCGCUGCCCGCCGUGAGCGCCGGCACGGGGCUGCUCUCGCUCUCGGCCCUCGGCUCCCAGGCGCACCUCUCCAAGGAGGACAAGAACGGCCACGACGGGGACGCCCACCAAGACGACGACGGGGAGAAGUCGGAUUAGAGCGAGCGGCGGGGCCGGGGGGCCGGCUCCCCGCGGGGCGCAGGGUCUCUCGAGUUGCUGC